AUGGUGUCAACCUACCUUGCAUACCAAGGUUACUCACUGACAGCUGAAACAUUUUCACACAUAACAGGACAAACCAUUCAGGAAGAUAUAGCCUCCAUUAAACAUAGGCAAAAAAUACAGCACUUCAUAAUGGCAGGUCGAAUCAGUGAAGCUAUCAACCUCACGAACAAACUCUAUCCUUCCAUUCUUGAUAACAAUCAUGACCUUCUCUUCAAAUUAAAAUGCAGGCAAUUUAUUGAGAUGGUCAACGGAACUGAUGAUGACUACACAACGUCAUCAUCAUCACACUUUACAUCAGCAACACAUUCUUCUACAUCAACAUUGCCACCGACAUCACACCACCACCAACAACAACAUCAUAUCACAAAUGGCUCUCGCAACAAUGAAAACAACAAAUCAAAUCAAACAAACGGCCAUAUAACAUCAAUCAAUAAUAGCCAAAACAACAACACUGAUAGUGAUGACGAUGAUGACGUAAACAUGGACACAUCUGAAUCAGCAAAUGAUGAAGAUGAUGUUGACAUUAACAUUGCUAAUGGUACGCAACGCCAACAUAAUGGCGAUGGUUUUUCAUCAUCAUAUGCAUCAACAUCAACGAUGACAACAAAGUGCUGCAACAUGCCUAACAACAUUGAAAGGAUUUUGAUGUUUGGUAGAGACCUUCACGUCAUGUCCGAGCGACUGAAGAAAAAUGGUGACAACAAAAAUGAGGAGAAUGAAAAGGCACUGAAGGAAGCCUUCAGUUUGUUGGCAUACUCUGAUCCUUGGAACAGUCCAGUUGGUCAUCAACUUCAUCCAUCACAAAGGGAAGUUGUCUGCAAGUUACUCAACUGUGCAAUAUUAGAGCAAUUGGGCCAACCAACCCACCCGCCGCUGGAGAUCGCUCUGUCACAUGCAUCGAAAUGUUUGAAGGUCAUGUCGAAGCUUCACAUGGCCAGUUGUGCCUUCACCACGUUGGCUUCCAUUCUCGCUUAA
Molecule: messenger RNA, 975 nt
Organism: Helobdella robusta
Lineage: Eukaryota; Metazoa; Annelida; Clitellata; Rhynchobdellida; Glossiphoniidae
Exons: 6
Coding region: 1-975 (324 amino acids)
Biological process (GO): cell surface receptor signaling pathway; cytoskeleton organization
Cellular component (GO): cytoplasm
Source: RefSeq, a predicted model, not a curated record